GGGACUUGGCUCACUUAUCAAAGCUCAUCCUGUCAGUCAAGUCGAACAACCCCGUCUGAGCCAAUGUCGUCCACUACGAUGCCGCCGUGGAUAUUCGUCUUGCUUUGUACAAUCAGCUUUUUCGGUGAUUUUGACCAAGGCAUCACUAUUGGCGCCCCAGCGCAGUUCCAAUACUUUAUCCAAGUCUCUCACAACACCACCGAACCAGGCGCGUUGCUUGGACUGCUCUCAUCGUCGUUUGUGACCACCAACGCCCUCUCGAUCCCGCUGUUUGGGUACCUCGCGAUGACCACCAAACCGUUUCGAGUCAUUUCCAUGGGGCUGGCCGUGUGGAUCGUUGCCGUGGCCAUCUCAAGCGUUUCCAAGUCCGCCAACAGCUUCGAGCUUUUAGUCGUGGGGCGAUUCCUCAGUGGUGUUGGAGCAGCGUCGUUUCAGUGCAUUGUACCCGCCUUCAUCAACGACCACAGCCCGAGCAGUGUCCAGACGCUGUGGUUGGGUGUGUACAUGAUGUCGGUUAGCCUGGGUAUGAUUUCGGGCAGAAUCGCGGCAUCGACGCUGUCUACAACUUCUUGGGGCUGGAACUCGUUGUAUGCCUUGGAGGGGCUAGCGAUGGUGCCGUUGCUUUUCCUUUGUCGUUUUGGCAUUCCCGACGAGUUCGAUCGGAUCAGCAGAGACGUCACCAACGAAUCCCAAGGCUUGUUGGCGGAGAGUGGUUCCGCGGCCCCAAAGUCGUUUUUCGGUGAAGUGUGUGGGGUUUGUAGCAACGCUGCGUUUUCGUGGUUGAUGCUUGGGUUGGCAAGCUCGGUGUUUUUUAGUUCAGGGUUGACCAUGCUUUCAACGCUGUUGCUGAUUGGCGUUGGCGUGUUUUCGUCGGAAACUGAUGCUAACGUCACGUUGGGAUCCCAAGCACUUGUUGCAAUCUUCGUGGGCACCUUCCUGGGGGGCGUGCUGCUCGAUUGGACGAGCCGCGGGGCAGCUUACAAGCGACAAUACUUUGCGAUUCGUCAACUGGUGCUGGGAUACCCAGUCGCUGCUGGAGUCGUGCUCCUGUCCGUGAUUGCUUUGCCUGACAAAACGUGGUUCCUGGUGUGGAAUGGACUCUCGAUUGUUGUUUUCAGUUCCACGUCCCCAGUUGCGAUGACCGCCAUGUUUCACUCUGUCCACCCGUCGCAACGAUCCCUCGCUGUUGGUUUGAAGUCUCUUGUGCUGCAUGUGUUCGGGGACGUUCCCGCCCCCGUCAUCAUGGGCUACAUCAAGGAUGCUUGGGCUCCUCACUGCAACAGUGUGCUUGUGGACGGCGUCGUAGUGCUUAACCCAGAGUGCCAUCAAGACAAAGAUGGACUCAUCCAAGCCAUGAUGUUUUCAUUAGUGUGGAUGGUGUGGGCCAUUACGUGCUUUGGAAUUGCCUUGUACUUCGCUCGACGGACAAUGCUCAAGGAAGAACGUGCUAAACUGUGUGCAAUUGAUAAUCCAAAAUAAGCUCAUCUCUUUUUAUUAGCUAAUCAUAACAAGGUAACCCAAAUCCCACCAUUCUAUUGGAUCUGCCAAUGAGAUUAUUUCUCG
Molecule: messenger RNA, 1563 nt
Organism: Aphanomyces astaci
Lineage: Eukaryota; Oomycota; Saprolegniomycetes; Saprolegniales; Verrucalvaceae
Exons: 2
Coding region: 64-1479 (471 amino acids)
Biological process (GO): transmembrane transport
Cellular component (GO): membrane
Molecular function (GO): transmembrane transporter activity
Source: RefSeq, a predicted model, not a curated record